AUGCACCCGUUCGCUCGCACUCAUCGGUGCCCCCCGAAACAACCGCUCGACUACUCGACCGUCCAGGUGUCGGACGUCCAAGAGGUGCCGCACCUCCCGCUCCAAUGGCAAGCAGCGACACACCUCCCCGAACGUCGGAUGAUGGUCCGACGGAUUCUUCAGCUGUCCCAAAGUCGUCGGAAAGAUGACGUGAACCCUGGACGAGCCGUGCUGCUGGCCAAGCGCAUUGAGUUGGCUUUGUAUUCCCGGGCGGGCUCGUUGCUGGAAUACAGCAACUUGGCAACCCUUCGACGACGCCUGCAGAGCCUCGUGGCCUCCAGUGUGCACGAAGGAGUUGCUCGUGAAAUAGUGGCAACUGCGGGGGAGGGGUCCACCCGAAAGCGCCGAGUGGCUCCAAAAGGGGGACCCCAAGGUCGCUGCAGCUCCAACAAGCGCCAACGAGGCGCUGCUGCUGCUGCUGGUAAUAGCUGUACAAGUUACAGUCUUUUUCCAAGUGUAGGGGAAGACUGUACCCGAUUGAUUUUCACCUAUUUGGACGGUCAAGAGAUCAUGCGGCAUCGUCAGCUCAAUCGCUUUGCAGCAGCUUUUCUACCAACUUGUGUCCACCAAGUGGCGGUUGAAGUCGCGCACUUGGCUCACGGGUUCCGGCCAUGCUCUUCUAUGCUGUUGAUGACGAACUUGCAGCACCUCGUGGUGCAGAAAGCUGGGACGUUGUCCUUGUCGCCAGCACCAGUGGGAACACUGGCCAAGGUCAGUCCCGUGACGUUGCCACUCUAUGCUUGGGGUUGUGCGGAACUCCCCACGACGCAGUCGAACGACGGGGAACGCGUGGUGCUGGCUCUUGCUCAUGCAUUGAGCACCGGGGCGUUCCCUGCUUUGAAGCAGCUGGAGAUGGUCUCGGUCUUUAUCAAUACAAUGAGCUGCAAUGGCCUUGGGGCGCUUUGCAAAGCCUUGGCCACUGGAUGCUGUCCACUACUGGAAGACUUGCUACUGGCUGGAAAUAGCCUGGCUGACCAAGGAGCCUACGAAGUUGCACGGCUAUUGCAGUCGCAUCGAGCUCCUCGACUCAUUCGUUUGGACUUGCGCCGCAACUUUAUUGGCGAGACUGGACUGCGUGCCGUGCUGGCUGCAAUGACGCACACACAGUUGCGGCUUCAAGUGCUGUGUCUAGGAGGGAACCUUGUGACGGACAAUUGUGUGAGUGAGCUGCAGAAGUGGUUGGCAGGUCAAGCUUGUCCGGUGCUUCGCUUUCUUGGCCUGGAAGACAACUUUUUGAGUGCUGAAGGGGCACAGGUUGUGCUCAAGACGGCAGCAGUCAACUCGAGCUCGGCAACAAGACCCCGUCGCGUGUCGUGCGAUCAGGAGGUCACUGCAUGA
Molecule: messenger RNA, 1377 nt
Organism: Peronospora matthiolae
Lineage: Eukaryota; Oomycota; Peronosporomycetes; Peronosporales; Peronosporaceae
Source: the annotation of a GenBank genome assembly